This is a messenger RNA of Limanda limanda (common dab), 1689 nucleotides long. It is a transcript of the gene wscd1b, whose product is annotated as WSC domain containing 1b. Lineage: Eukaryota; Metazoa; Chordata; Actinopteri; Pleuronectiformes; Pleuronectidae. The transcript is spliced from 8 exons. Gene Ontology annotation, molecular function: sulfotransferase activity. The record is from RefSeq and is a predicted model, not a curated record. The coding region runs from base 1 to 1689 and encodes 562 amino acids.
AUGGUGGCACCUCUCUACAAGCUGCACUGCCUGUUGAAGCGGGCUCAGAUGCUGCUGCUCUGCCUCGGCAUCGCCUAUCUGAUGGCAGGCAGCAUCCUGCUCCUGCAGCGCUCCAGCAUCAGAGUCGCCCAGCCGAACCUCGCCAUCCUGCCGCCCAUGCUGUCCCUAGCAGCGCCUCCCACCGCCCUCAGGACAGCGGGCCUGGCCGUGAGGGCCCGCUCCAGAUGGGCCGCCGUUCAGUCUGUCUCUGGAGGGGGAGCCAAGGCAGCGCGACACUGGCCUGCAUCCCGCAGCCUUGGGGUCCAACACUUGCAUCGCCGCUGGUUUCACAGUCUGAUGCCAGAGAGUCCGGAGCAGAGAGUCCCUCUGCACAGGAGCAGCAGGCACAAGGGGACCUACAUCGGUUGCUUUUUGCACAAUGCCACUGAUCGAGCCCUGGGAGGGACCAUGCUUUAUGACCUGCGCAAAAUGACCAGUUCUCUGUGUCAGGACACCUGCUCGGAAAGCGGGUACCAGUUUGCAGGUCUGGAGUACGGAGCUGAAUGCCACUGCGGGAACCGGAUCACUAGCCUACGGGCUCCUGAGGAGGACUGUAGUCUGGUCUGUCGGGGCGAGCGAGGUUCUCCCUGUGGCGGCGUCGGCCGACUCUCCAUUUACAAGGUGGAGGAGCAGCUGCCAGGUCACAGAAAAUUCAGAAAUGUUCACUUCCGCGGCUGCUUCACGUUGAAGAACAGCACAGUCGCCACCUUCCCUGUCCACUCCCUUCAGCCCAACCUGACAACCCAGUCCUGCAUCGAGACCUGCACUGAUAAGGAGCUGCCGCUGGCUGUGUUCAAGAAACCGCACUGUUUCUGUACUUGGACUUCUCCUCUGUUCAGUCUCAACACUGUUGUGAACCAAACCAGCAACUCCACACCCACAGCAUCCACCGAGCACGACCACUACCAGGUGUAUCACACUCCUGUGCUUGACUCCAGGUGCAAAGAGAGGAUGUUUCUGCCUCAGAGAUCCAGUUCCCUCGUGGCUCUUUCCAGUUUUCCUGGUGCAGGCAACACCUGGGUACGGCACCUCAUCGAGCUUGUGACCGGCUACUACACUGGCAGCUUCUAUUUCGACGGCACGCUAUACAACAGAGGUUUCAAAGGAGAGAAGGAUUACUGGAAGAGUGGCCGCAGCAUAUGCGUGAAGACCCACGAGAGUGGUCAGAAAGAGAUUGAAAUGUUCGACUCGACCAUCUUGCUGAUUCGAAACCCUUACCGCUCCCUCAUAGCUGAAUUCAACCGCAAGUGCGCCGGACAUUUAGGACACGCCACAGACACACAGUGGAAAAGUAAAGAAUGGCCAGAAUUUGUCUCCAGCUAUGCCCCCUGGUGGGCAUCCCAUGCGCUGAGCUGGCUGAAGUUUGGACACCGCCUGCUGGUGGUGCAUUACGAGGAGCUGCAGAGAGAUCUUCUCCCUCAGCUCCGUCUCAUCACAAGCUUUCUAAAUGUCACUAUGACUGAGGAAAGGCUGCUUUGUGCCCAGAGCAACCAGGACGGCCAUUUUAAGCGCUCUGUGGCGCAGAAAUCCUCCUUUGACCCGUUCAACCCCGACAUGAAACAGAUGAUUGACUCCUUCAUCCACACUGUUGACGAGGCACUGCAGAGCAGGAACUUUAGCAGACUUCCACAGGAAUACCUACCUAGAUGA